AAUGUAGGGAAGGUGACCGGCAUAACAAGCCCCAUCCCCCCUCGAUCCAUUGCUAUGACCUUUCUUCCCCGCAUGGAAAUGGUGCUGCUGGUAUAGGUAGUGGCCGGGAAGGUGAGCUGCACGCCAUGGGUGAUGAACAGGAUCCUGCGGUGAGUGCUUCGAUGGGGGUGAUGACUUCCCUCCUGAACAAGCUGACUACCUUGAUCACUGAUAAGAACCCCAACAUCAAGGAAGCCCUCAAGGAUGUAACGUCGCUCAAGUCCGAUCUCACCGAGAUGCUUGCUAUACUGCGCAAGUCUACCGUCCGGGAUGACCCUGAUGUGCAGGUCAAGGAGUGGAUGCGGCAGUUCCGGGAGGUUCUAUACGAAGCCGAAGACUACAUCGACGACCUCUGCCCACCCCCAGCAGCUGGGGGAGAGCCGCCAGCCGACAACCCGUCGACGGCGACGGAGAAGAAAGGACGGAGCUCCUCCUCCAAGGGGCUCUUCUCGUGGAAACCGCUGGGGAGCAAAAAAUCGGAUGUCACCACGCGCAUCAAAGAGCUCAGGGACCGCAUCAAGGAUGCCAGGCAAAGGCGCCUGGACUACAAGCUCGACUCCGUGGAGUACGCCGCUCCCGAUCCUGCUGCUGCCAUCGCCGGCGGCGCUUUCGAUCCCCGGCAGCUGAAGCUGGAAGCCGGCGAGGAGGAGGACGAUCGCCCCGUGGGCAUGGACGGGCCAAGAGAUGACCUCGUCGACAUGCUCAAGGACGUUGAGCAGGAGAAGCAGCUCAAGGUGGUCUCCAUUGUUGGAGUGGGAGGUGUCGGCAAGACCACACUUGCCAAGGAGGUGUGCCGGACGGUUCCUGCGCAAUUCGACUGCCGGGCUUUCGUCAAAGUCGGCCGGAACACGCCGAUGAAGACCACUCUGUUGAGCAUCCUGCGUCAAGUCACCCGGGGCCGCGGCCGGCAGGAGCAUGUCGACGUGGGAACAUCGUUGGAUGAGCAGCAGGCCAUCGACAGUCUUAGGGAGUUCCUCGGCAACAAGAGGUACCUUGUCGUAGUGGAUGAUAUAUGGAGCAUAUCAGCAUGGAAAAUUAUCAAGUGUGCAUUGCCCGAGAGUAACUGCGGAAGCAGGGUAAUUACAACAACCCGCGCCAGUGAAGUAGCCGAUGCUUGUUCCAGCCGUCCCUUCAUCCAUGUCAUGGUGCCUCUUAGCGAGAGCGACGCCGAGAAGCUGUUCCUUAGCAGAAUAUCUUGUCCAAGGGAAAAAUAUGAAUCCGAGCUAAAAGGAGUUUUCAGCAACAUAUUCAAGGCUUGUGGUGGGGUGCCAUUGGCCAUGGUCACCAUAGCUGGGUUGCUGACCAGGAAAUUCUCAGAGUUGUUAAGCUGGGAGGAGGUUAAGAGCUAUGCUAUUUCAGCAUGGGACCAUUACUCAGCUUUACAAGGGAUGAAAAGGAUACUACAUGUCAGUUAUUCUGACCUGUCUUCGCCAUUGAAGACUUGCUUCCUGUACCUGAGUUGUUUCCCUGAGAAUCACACGAUCAAAAAGGAUCGUUUGAUAUGGAGAUGGAUAGGUGAAGGGUUCAUCCCUGUGAAAGCUGAAGGCAAGUGGAUCACAGGAGAGGCCUACUUCGACGAGCUCGUCAACAGGAGGCUGAUCCAGCAGGAGAUCACCGAUGACGAUGAUGAGCCACUAGGCUGCACCGUCCAUGGUGUGGUCCUGGAUUUCAUCGUGUCAACGUCCAUGGAGGAGAACUUUGUCACAUCCGAGGCAGGAGUGCGGUCCAUGCCACGCGAUGUGAUCCGUCGGUUCUCGCUCAGCUGUGGCGACCAGGAAGAUGAUGGCCACUUGGUGCCGGAGUCAACAAAAAAUGUUUACCUAUCUAAAGUCCGAUCACUGACCGUUUUCGGUGGCGCCGGGUGGGUGAUGGAUCUCAUCAAGACCUUGCAGUUUCUGCGGAUGCUGGAUCUACAAGAUGCCAGCAAGCUGGCAGACGAUCAUCUCAAUGGCAUUGAGAGGUUGGUUCAUUUGAAGUACAUGGGGCUCGGGGGCGAAGGUGUCAAAAGGCUUCCGGAAGAAAUAGGAUUCCUGCGAGAGCUGGAGACCUUGGAUGUACGGAGGACCAGCAUCCAAGAGCUGCCCGCGAGCAUAGUCAGACUGCCCAACCUUGCACGCCUACUAGCCAACGAUCUCCCCGUGCCAGAUGGAAUGGAGAACAUGACCUCGUUGGAGGAGGUACACAUGGUCAAGCUCAGCGACAUGAGCUCGCCAAGGAAUGUUGCAAAGCUGAUGAGGAUGAAACGCCUCAGGACUCUUGGGCUCAACUGGUGUUUUGACAGCGCGAGUGGCGGCGGUGGUGACGGGGGCAAAGUUUUCGCAAAAAUACUCAUGUGGUCUCUUGGCGAGCUGGGCAAUUCCAUGGUGGAGUCACUGCUCCUCCACGUCGAUGGUGACACCCACAGAUCGCUGGAUGUGAUGGCUGAGUCUUGGGACCCUCCGUAUCGCCUCCGGAGAUUUCUCAUGACCACGAGCUCCAACUACCACCUGCCCAGAGUGCCACCAAAGAUGAUAAAGCUGGAGCAACUCGCCCACCUCAAGAUCUCCAUUGAUCAGCUCGGAGACCCGGAUCUUCAGCUCCUUGGCAACCUGCCUUCUAUGGUCAUUCUCAAGCUACAGACAGGAGUAACUGUCCCAACGACCAUCACCGAUAAAAUGUUCCAACGCCUCAAGACGUUCUGCUUCAUGUGCAAGGACGGGGGUUUAGGGUUCGUCCUCGGAAAGGGAGCCAUGGCGAAGCUCCAGGACCUCCAGCUCUCCUUCAAGGCCAGGGUGCACACAAAGCCCGUUGGUAUCAACUACCUCAGUUCACUCAAGCAGGUUCAGACCACCAUCGACUGCGAAGGCUCCAUAGAUUCUGACGUCAAGUUUGCAGAGGAAGCCAUCACAAAGCAAGUAUCCGAGCUUCAUUGCAAACCCACCUUGGAACUCAUCAGAGAUCAUGAAGACAAGAUGUUGCAGGGACAGUAUAUCCAAGAAAGCUUGGGGAAGUUGAAAGCUAGUGACUGAUGAUCAAUUGCCUCCAAAAUGUUUCAAGCUGCAGCAAGACACAUCCGUACGUACAAGAUCAUGCAGCAGUCAGCUAGCGCUACUACUUUCCCAUGUCUGGAGAAGAGAGGAUGAAGCUUAUGGAUCGCCUUCUUUAGUUGGUUUAAGUCAAAUAACAAUUUAGCUUCUAAUAAACCGGCACAAACUUGGUUCCUCUUGUACGUGGUGCAAGUUUAUUUUGUGCUUUCGACCUUUUUUGUGCCUUAUAUUUUCUUGUUUCCGUGCAUCUUUAUCUCCAAUUAAUAAAUGUAACCGAAUUCCCCUAUGCUUUUGACCUUAUUCAAGGGAUAUAUCAUGGCAAUGUUGCAAGGUUUUCUUGAUAGGAA
Molecule: messenger RNA, 3412 nt
Organism: Brachypodium distachyon (stiff brome)
Lineage: Eukaryota; Viridiplantae; Streptophyta; Magnoliopsida; Poales; Poaceae
Product: putative disease resistance RPP13-like protein 3
Exons: 3
Coding region: 126-3047 (973 amino acids)
Biological process (GO): defense response to other organism
Molecular function (GO): ADP binding
Source: RefSeq, a predicted model, not a curated record